GUAAUCAGCCAGCGCCUUUUCCUCUUGCACAAUAUAGGCAAGGUCGUAGCUAGCUAGCAUUGCAAGGAGCCUCUCUCGCUAAAAGGAUGAUGUCCCUUGCCGCUCGUUCGGGGGCAUUUUCCCCAUACUUGCAGGCUACGAAUUAUGCAGUUGCUGGACCCCUCAAAGCCCUUAUUCCAGGGGUGGUUGUAAAAGGAGAGAAAGUGUUGGUAGACGCGAAGAAACCUUUCCUUACCCGCGAGUCCCUGAACGGUCAGAGUCCAAAGACUGGGCCUGCAGUAUCAGUUAGCAUAAAUGCAAAAGCUGCAGUCCGAUUCGCUCACACUGACAUCAAGGUGCCAGAUUUCUCUGAUUACCGUCGGCCUGAGUUGCUUGACCCCAAGAAAUCUUCUCAGGAGAGCAGCGAGUCCAGGAAAACCUUCUCCUACCUUGUCACCGGGGCCACAGCCGUGGUUGGUGUCUACACAGCCAAGACCGUGGCCACACAGUUUAUCUCUUCCAUGAGUGCCUCAGCUGAUGUCCUGGCCAUGUCCAAGAUCGAGGUCAAGCUGGGAGAGAUCCCAGAGGGCAAGAAUAUGACCUUCAAGUGGAGGGGCAAGCCUCUGUUCAUCCGCCACCGGUCUGAGAAAGAGAUUGCCACCGAGGAAGCUGUGGAUAUGGCUGAGCUACGUGACCCCCAGCACGACAAGGACCGCGUCGCCAACCCAAAAUGGAUCAUUGUCAUUGGCGUGUGCACCCACCUGGGCUGUGUACCCAUCGCCAAUGCUGGUGACUAUGGCGGAUACUACUGCCCCUGCCAUGGCUCUCACUACGAUGCCUCUGGCCGCAUCAGGAAAGGCCCAGCCCCACUCAACCUUGAGGUGCCCUACUAUGAGUUCCCAGAUGAGGACACAGUAAUUGUAGGCUAAAUUGUUGGACAGAUCACAGAUCAGUGUUUCUGUCUGGCUCAUUACUCCAUCCAUUAGCAGGCACAACCUCUGUUUCAGGGUGGUAUAAAUUAUUGUAAGUAAUAAAUGUACAUUUUAUCUGAUUGAAAA
This is a messenger RNA of Salvelinus namaycush (lake trout), 1037 nucleotides long. RefSeq names its product cytochrome b-c1 complex subunit Rieske, mitochondrial-like. Lineage: Eukaryota; Metazoa; Chordata; Actinopteri; Salmoniformes; Salmonidae. The record is from RefSeq and is a predicted model, not a curated record. The transcript is spliced from 2 exons. Gene Ontology annotation, cellular component: membrane. Gene Ontology annotation, biological process: mitochondrial electron transport, ubiquinol to cytochrome c. Gene Ontology annotation, molecular function: quinol-cytochrome-c reductase activity; 2 iron, 2 sulfur cluster binding. Bases 87 to 908 code for a protein of 273 amino acids.